Messenger RNA from Antechinus flavipes (yellow-footed antechinus), 4131 nucleotides. RefSeq names its product forkhead box L3 (gene FOXL3). The record is from RefSeq and is a predicted model, not a curated record. Gene Ontology annotation, biological process: cell differentiation; anatomical structure morphogenesis; regulation of transcription by RNA polymerase II. The coding region runs from base 254 to 1006 and encodes 250 amino acids. Gene Ontology annotation, molecular function: RNA polymerase II cis-regulatory region sequence-specific DNA binding; DNA-binding transcription factor activity, RNA polymerase II-specific. The transcript has 3 exons. NCBI's taxonomy places the organism in Eukaryota, Metazoa, Chordata, Mammalia, Dasyuromorphia, Dasyuridae.
GGGGGGGCGGCGUGUAGGGAGAGAGAGAAAGAAAUAUCCCUACAGACUCUGUCUGGGUUUCAAGAAUUACAAAAACAACCUCCACCCCUGCUCUGGGAGAGUAUGUGAGUGGGAGAGGGAGAGGGUGAGGGCGGAGGAGAAGGAGGAGGAGAAGGAAGAAGAGGGAGGUGGAGGAGAGGGACGAGGCGCUAAGGGAACCCCACACCAGCUCUUGCACCCUGCCGGAGCUGAGCUGAGUCCGGCUGCGAGAAAGAUGUUUGAUAACACGCAGUAUCCUUACAACUGUUUCAACUACGAUGGUGAUGAUUACCCCGCCUGCAGCUCAGAUGAGGAGAAGAAACUCAGCCGCCCAGCGUACAGCUACAUUGCUUUGAUUGCAAUGGCCAUCCAGCAAAGCCCUGCCAAUAAAGUGACGCUGUCUGGCAUUUAUGACUUUAUAAUGAAGAAAUUCCCUUACUACAGAUCAAACCAGAGAGCCUGGCAAAACUCCAUUAGGCAUAACCUAUCCCUUAACAGUUGUUUUGUAAAGGUCCCCAGGAUGGAAGGGAAUGAAAAGGGGAAGGGAAACUAUUGGACUUUCGCUUCGGGAUGUGAGUCCAUGCUGGAUCUUUUUGAAAAUGGGAACUACCGGAGAAGACGAAGGAGGAGAAAUAUGAAAAAGGAACCUAAAGACCAGAAAUCGAGUGUGGGACCUUCCACCCCUGAGCUGCCCAUGAUGGAUUCUUGUUCAAAGGGCACCCACCUGAAUGAAGGUACAACCAAGAAACACGAGUUCAGAGCCACUCACCUAGAUUCUUCUCCAUUCUUUUCAAAUGGCCUUUCCAAUCAACAGAACCUAAGCAAUGCCUCUCUUGGAAAACCUGACUCAGAAAUUAAAUUUAGCAUUGAUUACAUCCUCUCAUCACCUGAUCCAUUGCCUGCUCUAAGAUCACCCUUCAAUACCCAAGAUAAUAAAUAUCAUCUACUGGAACCUCAACAAAUUAACCUCCAGUUUUGGACAAUGUGAGAUACUCAUAUAAUGGAAUAUAUUUUGGGACUGCUCUAUAACCUUCAACUGUCAGUAAGAUUGUCAUGUCUCUUUCCCAUAUCAUCUGCUGGAAGGGCACAAGCCAACAUUUCAUACAAAAACUGAGCCGUUCCAUAAAAACAAGAGCUUGAUUUCAUCAAUUUGUACUUAAUGUUUAAUCCAUUUAUUUGUUACAGAGUAGAGGAGGACUUUUGGGCUCAUGAAUGAUGCAAAUGUGAAAUUGGCUUAAUUCCUUUAAAGAUGCUCAUCUUUGGAGGAACCUGUAUAAUGGAACAAUUCAAUUCAGUUCAAUUAAACAAAAAUAUGCUGGAAACUGUGUUAGAGUUACAAAAGCAUAACUCUCCUAAACAGGUUGGCUCACUGACAUUACUUUCCAGCUGGGUCCUUUAAAAAAAACAAUUGGGACAAUAUUUGAUUCAUUUAUUCUAAUUCUUAGCAUUGUUGCUCAUAAUUUCAUCCCCUAAAAAAUCUCUUAAUAGAUAUUUAAGUAACUGGAUGAGAGAGAAUUAUAUAAACUCAAAAUAGUAAUGUGUGAUUUCAACAUAGCCCAUGGAAGUUAUCUCCUAAUACUAUUUACUAUGGUCAGUGUUGGUGGAUGAUGUGGUAAGACUUAAUAGAUACGCUGUAACCCGUCUGCAAAGAGAAUAUCUUCUUGUCUUAUUGUGAUGGCUUAGGAAACCCCUCAAACUUGUUCUAUACAAGGUGGAAGGAGACAAAAGUAGACUUGGAAUUUUAAGCAUUGACAAAACACUAGAAUGAAGUUACUUCUGCCCCCUUGCUUGAAGUGGUAAAUUCAUAUGAAGCUAUUAAUCCCAUCUGCUAUCAGUCCCCAAAGUGAUACUAUUGAAUAAAUGUCCUUCCCUUUUUGAUGAAGUGGGUAAUCAGAGACCAGCACAAUUAUAGAUACCAAUAUUAGGAUGGUAUGCACCAUUUGAAAUGUAAAUUAUUUCAUUAAUGUGAGAGAUGAAGAUUUAGAAAAAUAUAAUCAUACCCAUGAAACUAUUUGAUCCCUCAGCAUUUUUUUUAUUAAACACAUAUUUACAGAAUUAAUUGCAGAAUUGUUUUUAUAGAAUCUUUAAAGAACUGAUUUGAAGGUUAGCAUAGAUUACACUAGACAUGAUUUGCAUGGCGACUGUAAACUAUUCUCUCAAACAGAAACACAUACAGAGAGACUAAUUUUCUUGAGACACAAUUUCAAAAGCAAAUCCAGGAUUUAGGAAAAGGAACUCAAGGUAAAUGAAGGUAGACAACUUGACAAGGAUAAACCAAAACUAAGGAAAAGAUAGGUUUACAUAUGGCUUGAAUUUUGAGAUGGGAGGUUUGACAUUUCAUUAAGUAAUUUAUACUGUAUAUAGACACUUGACAUACUCUUACAUAUUUCUAGAUGAGGAAAGAUCACCAGUGGCAUUUAUAAAUAUUGUGAAAAUGCAUGAUCUUGUCUAUUUUGUGUUCAGAAUUGUUACUGAUGCUUCUACUGUACUGCCUUUCUAACCUUUCCCCCCCACCAAAAAAAAAAAAAUCCCACAUCUUGCUGACUUCAUUCUUAGAAAAUGAUAUGGAUUUUCAAAAAGCCUCAGCAAAAAUAAGUGCUUCUCCACACUUCACUGGAAAUUUCUUUCUUAGAAAAGCAGCAGGAACUAUGGACAUAUAUUUAAAAGAGGACCAGCAAUAGCAAGAGGACCAUGACAAAACAACAACCACCCACCAUCUGCCUUCCAAGUUCCCAAAAAUAUUUUUCAAUGACCGUGUGACAUUUUCAUGUUAUCAGAAUGAUGAUGGAUGUAUGUGUAUGUGUCUUGUGAGUUUUUUUUAUGUGUCUGCACUCCAAUGUAAGUAUAGCUAUAUUUAUAUCUGAGUUGCUGUCUUGCCAAAAACAUUAUUUUUAAUUAUGCUAUAUAUAAGCGAGAUGGUGACAGUGCAAUGUAGUCUGUACUUGAAAGGAGUAUAUAUGGGGUGUUUGAAAAUAUAUUUUUCUGUUGCAAAUGGAGCAAAUACAAUUUACUUUAUAUCCUUUGUGCUUAUAGUUAAUUGGCUUCUUUCUCUCACCAGUGAAAACUGGUUUAGGGUAGAACUCUUGGGCUAUGUAAAUCCUGGCUAUGUAAACAUUUGGAUACAGUAGGUUCCAGCUGCUUUGAAAGGAGAGAAGUCAGAAAAAUAAUGAAUUUUCAAUAGGAAUAUGAAAUUACUAAAGCUAACAGAUUUGUAAAUCAGUCAGUCAUUCAAGCUGUCCAGUAAGGAAGGUAUGUUUGGGGUUGUCAGAACAUGCAGUUGAAGGAAUUUGUGUACAGAUAGGUGCUAACAUUUGUUUUGCAAAGGAUAUCAAUCAUGUUUCUAAAAGUGAAGGGACAUUUUUCAAUUUGCCCAGUGUAUUAUAUUCUCACCACUUUAGAAAGGUUUCUAGCACUUAAAGUGAAUGGCAUUUAAUAUAGAACAACAUAACAGGGGUGAGGGCUGGAUGUGACCUAUUCAAAUGUCGCUACCAUUACAUAGCUAUUCCCAAUGCAAUUAUAAUUAAAUACUUUAUGCCUUUCUUGCAAAUCUGCUGAUCGAUCAUUGAUAUUAACAUUAAUACUGUAUUACCCCCGAGCAGAUGUCUACUACACAAGUGUUAUGGAUCACCAGGUUUCCAUUAAGAAAGUUGUGAGGUAUUGCCAUAUGCUAGCCAGGGAUAAAUCUACGUAAAUUACCUUAUGACAAAGCAUACAGGACAGUGUGAGACCAAGGAAUAAUGUUAUUCCUUUUCUUAGGCCAUGGUGAUUCUAUAACUUAUGUGUCCUCAUUACAAGAGUGGAUGAAGCGAAUCAAGAAAAGAGAUCCUAUUUUCAGAUGAACUUAACUAUAUGUUCUUUGCAAAAGAACCUAACAUGAUCAAUCGUCAUUGUCCAUAUUGAUGGAAAGAAGAAAAGGUAGCAUGAUAUAAGAUAAUUGGAAAUCUUCAAUCAUUUUAACAUAGCUUUGGAAGAUAGGACACACGAUCAUAUCCUUUAAGAAGAUGUGCUUUAUAACUGCCCCUAGUUUCAUCCCUAAGUUAUAUCCUCACCUCUUAUCAGUUGCUUUGCAAAUGGGUUUUAUUGAAACUCAAUAAUAAAGUGUGGAAAAUCUAA